Molecule: messenger RNA, 1066 nt
Organism: Haliaeetus leucocephalus (bald eagle)
Lineage: Eukaryota; Metazoa; Chordata; Aves; Accipitriformes; Accipitridae
Gene: SLA2
Product: Src-like-adaptor 2
Exons: 7
Coding region: 35-838 (267 amino acids)
Molecular function (GO): protein binding
Source: RefSeq, a predicted model, not a curated record
AGCCGAGGCCAGGGGCGCAUGCUGACCCUGAGGGAUGGGGAGCCUGCCCAGCCGGGAGAAGCCGCUCAGUAUCCCACCACCAGUUGCUGACAUGGUGCAGCCCCCACCACCCAUGCAGGCAGACCCCAGCGGCUUCCUGGCUGUGGCCCUCUGCGACUUCCCUGCCAGCGCAGGGGCAGCCACCGUCCUGAGGAUGGGAGAGCAGCUCCGUGUCCUCUCUGAGGAUGGAGAGUGGUGGCUGGUGGCAUCCGAGGUGUCCAGAAAAAAGUGCCACGUCCCCAGCAGCUGUGUGGCCAAGAUCAGGCACAGGUGGCUGUAUGAGGGUGUCAGCCGGCAGAAGGCAGAGGAGCUGCUGCUCCGGCCAGGCAACCGCAGCGGGUCCUUCCUGAUACGGGAGAGCCAGACCAGGCAAGGCUGCUACUCACUGUCAGUGCGCCGCAGCGAGCGUGCCUCCUGGGACUCGGUGACACACUACCACAUCUACCGCCUGGAGAACGGCUGGCUCUACAUCUCACCCCGGCUCACUUUCCCCAGCCUACACGACCUGGUGGACCACUACUCUGAGUUUGGAGAGGGGCUGUGCUGCCUCCUCAGGGAGCCCUGCUCCAUGGAAGGGGCAAGGGUGGCCCCAAUCUCCACCCUGCCCACUGUCAUGAAGCCAUCGCUCAACUGGGACAAGAUUGACAGCUCCCUCCUGCUCUCAGAGGCCACAUCCCCACCAGAGGAGGACUCUCCCAUCAGCCUGGGCCUGAGGGAAGCCAUCAGCUCCUACCUUCUCCUGACAGACAGAGCCACACCCAAGCAGAGCCCUGCAGGGAAGGGGGCAAAGAACAGCUGAGGGCAGGGCCCCACUUGGCCACAGCCCCAUGGCAGACACCCAGCCCUCAUUAUAUCACUCACCUGGUUUCAGCCACAAUCACUGUUGAUGCCCUGGGAGCCAGGCACCUAGGGGCAUUGGCCUGGACAUGGGACAGCUGAGACAAAGGUGGGGAGGGGCAGGCACCAACACUGGAGGAAAGGGCUGCCCAAGGGCCCAUCCCCCCCAAAGCUGGGUGCUUUAGGACAU